Zonotrichia albicollis (white-throated sparrow) is the source of this 3229-nucleotide messenger RNA. NCBI's taxonomy places the organism in Eukaryota, Metazoa, Chordata, Aves, Passeriformes, Passerellidae. The record is from RefSeq and is a predicted model, not a curated record.
UUUGUUGUUUUUACAGAUGACAUGGCAGAGCUUCUUCUUGGGGAAUCCAAACUAGAACAAUAUUUGAAGGAAAAUACUCUUAAACACAGUAACAGUCCCCGGGGCCCCCAGCCAAAGCUGACCGAGGUCAGGAAACAUCUCACGGCAGCACUUGAUAGGGGUAAUCUCAAGCCAGAAUUCCUACAAGAAGCCAACCUAAUAAUGGCCAAAUUAAACUAUGUGGAAGGUGAUUACAAAGAAGCUCUGAACACAUAUGCUAGAGUUGGUGUUGAUGACUUGCAGCUGACUGCAGUGGCACCGUAUCGGCUACGGAUGAUUGCUGAAGCGUAUUCUACAAAGGGUCUUUGUCUUGAGAAGUUGCCAAUAUCUUCCUCAGCAAGCAAUCUCCAUGUGGACCGAGAACAAGAAAUUGUCACAUGCUAUGAGAAGGCAGGGGAUAUUGCUCUCCUAUACCUUCAGGAGAUAGAAAGGGUAAUUAAUGCCAACAUACAAAACAGAAGCCCUAAGCCAGGGCCCACUGCACACGAGCAAGAGCUUGGUUUUUUCCUGGAAACAGGACUUCAGAGAGCACAUGUUCUAUAUUUCAAGAAUGGGAUAAAUGUGCAUGAAGAUCAACAGAACUUGACAAGAGGAGUUGGUAGAUUUAGAGAGUUACUAAGAGCUGUCGAAACAAGAACUACACAAAACCUGCGAAUGACAAUAGCAAGACAACUUGCAGAAAUUUUGUUACGAGGUAUGUGUGAACAGAGUUACUGGAAUCCCCUGGAAGAUCCUCCUCACCAAUCACCCCUUGAUGAUCCACUGCGAAAAGGUUCCAAUAUGAAGAAUUAUGCACUCAGUAGGAGACCACGGGUAUACACUGGAGAGAACAUCUUCUGUCCUCAAGAAAAUACAGAAGAAGCCUUACUGUUGCUGCUUAUUAGUGAAUCUAUGGCUAACCGUGAUGCUGUACUGAGCAGAAUACCAGAGCACAAGAACGAUCGCAUCAUCAGUUUGCAAAGUGCAUCUGUAGUCUAUGAUUUACUUACAAUAGCUUUGGGAAGAAGAGGCCAGUAUGAAAUGCUUUCAGAGUGUUUAGAAAGAGCCAUGAAGUUUGCAUUUGAAGAGUUCCAUCUCUGGUAUCAGUUUGCAUUGUCCUUGAUGGCAGCAGGAAAAUCUGCUCGAGCUGUUAAAGUCUUGAAGGAAUGUAUACGUUUGAAACCAGAUGAUGCAACAAUUCCACUCCUUGCUGCAAAGCUCUGCAUGGGAUCUCUGCACUGGUUGGAAGAAGCUGAAAGGUUUGCCACAGCAGUUGUUGAUCUCGGGGACAAAACAUCAGAGUUCAAAGCUAAAGGCUACUUGGCACUGGGAUUGACUUACAGUCUGCAGGCUACUGAUGCGUCUUUGCGAGGGAUGCAAGAGGUCUUGCAGAGAAAGGCUCUUCUUGCAUUUCAGAGGGCUCACAGUUUGUCUCCAACGGAUCAUUUGGCAGCAUUCUACUUGGCACUGCAGCUUGCCAUUUCCAGACAGAUACCAGAAGCUUUGGGUUAUGUUCGUCAGGCUCUGCAGCUACAAGGAGAUGAUGCCAACUCUCUUCAUCUCCUUGCACUCUUGCUAUCAGCCCAGAAACAUUAUCAUGAUGCUUUGAAUAUCAUUGAUAUGGCCUUGAGUGAAUAUCCAGAAAAUUUUAUAUUGCUGUUUACAAAAGUCAAAUUGGAAUCCCUAUGCAGAGGCCCAGAUGAAGCACUCCUUACCUGUAAACACAUGCUCCAGAUUUGGAAAUCCUGUUACAAUCUAACUAACCCAAGUGAUUCUGGACGUGGGAGCAGCUUGUUAGACAGAGCUAUUGCUGACAGACGACAGCUCAAUACAAUUACAUUCCCAGAUUUCAGUGAUCCUGAUACAGGCUCAGUCCAUGCCACAUCAAUAGCAGCUUCCAGAGUGGAGCAAGCAUUGUCCGAGGUUGCCUCUUCCCUGCAAAGCAGCGCCCCUAAACAAGGUCCCCUGCAUCCUUGGAUGACUCUGGCUCAAAUAUGGCUACAUGCAGCUGAAGUCUACAUAGGAAUUGGGAAGCCUGCUGAGGCUACAGCAUGUACCCAGGAAGCAGCUAAUCUCUUUCCAAUGUCACAUUAUGUUCUCUACAUGAGGGGUCAGGUGGCUGAACUGCGUGGAAACAUUGAUGAAGCCAAACGCUGGUAUGAAGAGGCCUUAUCCAUUAGUCCUACCCAUGUGAAAAGCAUGCAGAGGCUGGCUCUGAUCCUUCACCAGCUUGGGCGCUACAGCUUGGCAGAGAAGAUUCUCAGAGAUGCUGUGCAGGUGAACUCCACAGCCCACGAGGUGUGGAACAGCCUGGGAGAGGUGCUGCAGGCCCAGGGCAAUGACGAUGCCGCCACCGAAUGCUUCCUGACGGCGCUGGAGCUCGAGGCCAGCAGCCCCGUGGUCCCUUUCACCAUCAUCCCCAGGGUCCUGUGAGAGGGCCUCUCCAUCAACAGAUUUUUGGUCUUGACUUCUGGGUGAGCAAACCCACUGUGUGAGACUGCCUGGUAAAUGGUUAGUUGGAGAAACUUGAGAGCUACAGGUAACAAACUCCACUCUUUUGUGGGAAAGUGGCCAAAGCAGGGAGGUGCCACCAUAUGUUGAUGUCAGGCUGAGAGGACAGAGUGGUGAGCCAGAGCCAAAUCACUCUUAUUGCCUGCAGUUUUGCCCUGGUAGUUUUAAAACAUCGUUAUAUUGUUCAUGGAUGAUGUGCCAUAUUUUGUUAGUGAAACUUGAGUGUUACAUAAAAUUGUAAUGGAAUCAACUACCAAUUGUAGAAUAAGUUAAGAUUCAGUGGCAGAGCAGACUAUUUUUAACAAGGCUGUUAAUAAAACUGUUCUCUUCCUGCCUCUCAACCUCUUUUGGCCCAAAGUCAAAAUGUGAAUUUUCUGUUUCCAUCUCUAUUUUAGUCCAGGCCAGAAAAUCAGUUGAGUUCUUGUUUUUAGUUGUUAAUAACUGUGAUGUGUGGCUAACUGUUAUCUAGAGCAAAGGCUGAGUACAAGAAUAUUUAUAUUUUACCAAUGUAUGCCUGUUACAAAAAAAAUAUAUUAGUUAUUUAAGUUUAACUUUUUUAUGUGAAUUCAGAGUUUAUUUAUCAAUGGAAAUAUGUAAAAAGAAGCCUCAAAUGGAAUAUUUACCGACAUUCCUUAUACAUGAACCCAGACUUGGCUUAAUGGGAAGAUUAUGUUAAUAAUAAAAUGAUUUUUAAAUGGAA